Messenger RNA from Corythoichthys intestinalis (scribbled pipefish), 3213 nucleotides. RefSeq names its product synaptotagmin XIVb (gene syt14b). Lineage: Eukaryota; Metazoa; Chordata; Actinopteri; Syngnathiformes; Syngnathidae. The transcript is spliced from 9 exons. The record is from RefSeq and is a predicted model, not a curated record. Bases 854 to 3073 code for a protein of 739 amino acids. Gene Ontology annotation, molecular function: phospholipid binding.
GUACACUUUUGAUUUUGUUGAGUUUGUUCCCCUGACAUGUCGCUCAAUUAUGAAUGAUGUAUCAAGUUUAAAUUCACUUCAGUAAAAGAAGGCAGCCAUCGUGUUAAUGAUUUAUUCAGUAUGGAGAGUUCAUGUCUGAGAACCAUGUGUAAGACACCUUUAUCUCCAUUUUAAACAAGGAUGUGUUAUUUUUCUUUUGGUUGUUAUGGGAUGGCUUAUAGACUUUUAUUUUCUAACACAAGGUUGCUCGCGCAACACAAAAGCUGCUUUACAAAAGUCCCCCCCCCCUCACUUUGAAUAGUUUUAAUUUGCUGGCAUCGCGUACAUUUGUAAUGUUUUGACAUCAGUAUUGUUCAGAGAAAUAUUACACUACACAACAAAUAAUGGGUUCUAUACUACUAAAGGAAAAGAUUGGUAGUUUCUAAAGUUGGCUCACUGCAUCUCCACUUUCCAGCGUACGAGGGCAGAGAGGUCAUUUUACCUCACGGGUCUAAAUUAUUCAGCCAUUGUUGACAUUUGCAGAGCGAAGCCAUAGCCGAUAUGGCUACGAGCUUGGUACAUGUCAGGAUUCAAGGUGGUAGCAACAGUAUAUUUUCUUAUAUAGAUAACAGGGAGCCAUACUGUUCCAGCAGUUCCAUAUAGAUGAACUUUAUUAGUCGUCUACUAUCUAGUAUAGCAGACUAAAGGAGCUUCUUUUAAAGUUCUGACUUGAAAGAGGAUAUUCAAAAUGCAACAAACUGUCAGUGGACAGUCCUGACACGGUGCCACAUCUCAGUGAUUAUCAGAACAACCACGGAGUGCCUUUGAUGUGCUAACCUGGUGGGCAGCGUGGCAGCUGGACCCAUACGGAAAGAUGGCCUUCUUUAAGAACUUUCAGCAGAACCUCCCGUCUGUCAACAUUUCUUCCAUAUUGGAUUCGGUCAGCAGCAAAGUGGACGACCUGGCCAACGCCGUCAGCGAUGUCACAUAUGCAGUCAGCGACCAGCUGACCGAGCAGGUCAACACCAUCAUCAACAAGGUCCAGGAGGAAGAGGAUGGAGAGCAGGAGGGAGCGCAGACCUCCCCUGAGAAUAGGAGCGUGAGGCCAGAAACGACAAAUUCAAUCUCUAAAAACAACCAAAAUAGCGACGCAGCUGAGGCCGACUACAUGCAAAGCAAGCUUGAAUGGGAAUGGAGGGACGGAUGCUGGCGGGUGAAGAAGACAGAAGCAGAGUUAGCAGAAGAAGAGAGGAGGAAGAAAUUGGAGAGAGAGUUGCAGGAGAAGAGGGAGCAGAGGAGGAAAGAGAGGAGGGAAAAGCGUUUGGAGAAGGCUGCCAUGACUGCCAAAAAUGAAGAACCUUCCGAAGAAGGACAGGAAGAAGAUGCAGAGGCCGAUGAAUUAAAAGAAACAGGACAAGAACCGAGCCAAGGCAAAGACAUAACUCAUCCUAGUGAAUGUGAAGAGUGUGACGAACCUGUGUCAUGCGGUGAAAGUGAGAAAAUUUCUGAACAGAUUGACGAACCUGAUGAGGAGGACAGGUACAGCCUGGAGAGAGAAGAUGAGAACGAGGAGUUGCCAGAUGUCUCUAGAACUAAAGUAAAGAAGAAAAAGUUGAAUAAAAAGAAGGAGAAAGCGGCUAAGAAAGCAGAAAAAGCAGCAAAGAAGAAGGAAAAAAGUAAGAAGAGCAAGAAGAAGGAGAAAAGCAAACAAGAAGCAGUUCUGACAGAAAGUGAGGAGGAGAGAGACCCGGAGCCUUUGGUGCAGUCCAACGUGACCACAGUUUUCAGCAGUGCUAACAAGAAGGCCACAGAGCAGGAAGGCUAUAGCAGUGAGGCCUCCAGUGAAUAUGCAGCCAACAGCAUUCAGAAGAUAAAGAAAGCGUCUUCACUCACAGAGGGCCAGCCUCCUCCUUACCAGGACCGGGUGUCGGUGACCCGUGUUUCCUCCUCUCGCUCCAGGGGCCGCAGGUCAUCCCCUCAGCGCUGCUCUAGUGAGGUCAGCGUGGACCAGGACUCAGAGAGCUACCUCAACAAGGGUUGCGAGGAAGACAUACCCAGUGACAGCACUGCUGUGGUGGGACCUGAGGACAACUCUGGUCCACUGCUUCCUUCAGCCUAUGAGCCAGAGCCCCUGGCCAAGUACGGCACGCUGGAUGUGGCCUUCGAAUACGACUCCAACGAACAGUGGCUGGCCGUCACUGUCACAGCGGCUACAGACAUUCCUGCUCUCAAACAGACAGGAAACAUCUCGUGGCAGGUCCACCUCGUCCUACUUCCCACCAAAAAGCAACGGGCCAAGACGGGCGUCCAAAAGGGCCCAUGUCCGGUCUUUACUGAGACGUUCAAGUUCUCCAGAAUGGAACAGGAGGCACUGAGCGACUGCGCCGUUCGAUUUCGCUUGUACAGCAUCAGGCGAAUGAAAAAGGAGAAGAUCCUGGGCGAGAAGGUGUUCCAUCUCACAAAGCUCAACUUGCAGGGGAAAAUCGCUCUGCCUGUCACCCUGGAGCCUGGCUCUGAACUCACAGGUUGCGGCUCGAUGGUAAGUGUGUCCCGCAGUGCGGGGGCUGUGUCCUAUCGCUCUACCGAAGACUCGUCCUCGCCGGAGAUUCUCCUGGGCCUCGUGUACAACUCGGCCACAGGGCAUCUAUCUGCCGAGGUGAUCCAAGGGAGCCAUUUUAAAAGCACAGCGUCUGAUAAACCUGUCAAUGGUCUGUUUUGUUGUAUAAAACAUUUCGUUGGGGGACAGCUUUAUAUCAUGAGAGACACAUACGUGACACUGACCAUGCUGGACUCCAAAGGGAAGGAAAUGUACAAGUUCAAAACAGCAAUGUGCCGCGGGCAGCCCAGUCCCGCCUACAAAGAGACCUUCAUCUUCCAGGUGGCGCUCUUUCAGCUGUCCGACGUGUCACUGGUGCUGUCCGUGUUCUGCCGACGCAGUAGCUUGAGGCCGCGAGAACGCCUGGGCUGGGUCUCUUUGGGGCACAGCAGCACCGGCGAGGAGCAACUCGCCCACUGGACUGAAAUGAAGGAGGCUGAGGGCCAACAGGUGUGUCACUGGCACACGCUCACCGACACAAAGGGCCUUAUUUACUGAAGAUUUACAUGUGGGAAAAAGUAGGCGCGAACUUGAUUGCUCAUGCAAACAGAUGUGACGGACAGCUGAUCUACUAACCAGGUGAUUGCCAAAUUGCCUCACAUUCCAUUUUUGCGCAGGAGCUAUUUUUUUAAUUAACC